Molecule: messenger RNA, 638 nt
Organism: Lactuca saligna
Lineage: Eukaryota; Viridiplantae; Streptophyta; Magnoliopsida; Asterales; Asteraceae
Source: the annotation of a GenBank genome assembly
UGCAAAGGGGUUAUACCCUCCCUCUCUCUCUCUCUCUCUCUCUCUCUUCCUUUCAUUCUUAUAUCACCAGCCACCACCACCAUCAUGUUUCUCACUCUUUGUUGCUGAUCUGAGCUACCCAGACAUCCUCACAUGUGUUGUUGUUACUGCUUGUGUCGCUCCAUCGGACCAGCUCCCAUCACGACCCAUAUUUUCUUCUCUAUUCUUGUACCUAGUUUCCGUUCGGUUUUAUGGAGGGUUUCCCUCCAAAUCUUGAUCCCGAUGUUUCUACGCCAUUGGAAGGACAAUUGGAUAAAGCAAAAUUAGGCUCAAAAUCAGUUACUAUUUUCACCUCGAAUCUUCCUUUUGGCUCUUAUCAAGCUAAAAAAGUGUCUAUAUGUGUUAAGAAAUUCAAUCCAGGUGAAAAAUUAGCUAAACCUAGGGUUACCGGUUCGGAAAAUAGCGAUCUUCUGAAGAAAUUGAGCUCCAAUCCUCCGAUUCAUUACAUUACAGGAGGAAAAAGGGGGGUCGUGUGUGAUGUUUCUGGAAUAGAUGGAGGAGGCAUGUGUGGUGUUUUUGGGAUGGAGAAAUCAAUGGUCAGUAAUGGAAUGGUACUCACCGGAAGUACCUAUGUCGCUUUUCUGGAACAGGGCACCUGA